This is a messenger RNA of Coregonus sp. 'balchen', 7435 nucleotides long. NCBI's taxonomy places the organism in Eukaryota, Metazoa, Chordata, Actinopteri, Salmoniformes, Salmonidae. The record is from the annotation of a GenBank genome assembly.
AUGCAGCAACCAGAGGCAAAUGUUCGACAGAAAGAGGAAGAGGAGCGAGUAAGAGAGAUGGAGGAGCCUCUUCAGCACAUUGAGACCAAGUCUCAGUCUACAAGAUCAAGGUCAUCAAAACGUCAAGCAGAUCCUCAACGGCGAGUUCUGCAGCCAUCAAAGAAACGUGCCAAGGAGGACUCAGCGCGUGCUCAAGUCUCCUAUGUGAAAGGAAGUUUCUGUGAUGAAACAAAAGGCAGAACUGGAGGCCAGCUUGUUGAAGCAAAAAGCUGACCUCGAUGUAAGUUUAUAUGUUCUCCAAGUUGAGAGAGCAGCUGCUGCUGCGUUGGCUGAAGCUGCAGCCUUUGAAGAAGCUUAGAGUCAGAACGCAGAGAGCUCCACAAAGAACUCAACACAGGGACACAGCCCUUAAGUCCAGUCCAACGUACUUGUGAGUAUGUGCAACAACAUGCUAGGCCCUACUUUGCUGAAAUGCCAUUUGAAGUAGAGACACAAGAGCUUAGUGUUGACCCAGCUGCACACCACAAUCCAGAAAGUAGCAAACAACGGAGCAUGAGCAGAGACUCCCGUUCAAAAGAAAUGAACAGCAGCAUGGUGGAAAGGAAAACAGGCCCACUUCCAGUCACUGACACAAAGCUUCCCUGAGUCACAAGUGGCACCAGAACUCACAAAGUACCUCCUGCACCGUGAGAUGGUGAGUUCCGGACUCCUGAAGUUUGAUGAUCGUCCUGAAAAUUAUCUAACUGGAAAGCAUAUUUUCUCAAUGCGACCAGAGACUUGAAUCUAUCAGCCAGGGAAGAGUUAGAUCUAAUUACCAAGUGGCUAGGGGCAGAAGUCGUCUGAGCAAGCAAAGAGAAUUAGAUCUGUCCAUAUUCUCAAUGCAACAGCAGGACUUAACAUGGUCUGGCAAUGACUAGAAGAGUGCUAUGGUACACCCGAAGUGAUCGAGAAUGCACUGUUGAAGAAAAUUGAUGAUUUUCGAAAACUGUCUAACAAAGACAAUCACAAACUAAGAGAACUGGGUGACAUUCUUCUCGAACUGGAGUGUGCUAAAGAAGAAGGGUACCUUCCAGGCCUCGCUUACUGGACACAUCUCGGGGGUAAACCCUAUAGUAGAAGAACUUCCAUUCAGUUUACAAGAGAAAUGGAUAGCACAGGGAUCCAAAUACAAGGAGGACUAUCGGGUAGCUUUCCCCACCAUUCUCGUUUUUACCAAGAUUCAUCAGGAACCAGGCGAAAACUAGAAACGACCCCAGCUUCCCCCUCUACACCUCAACUACCAGGUGUCUGUGAAAAGUGAGAAAUCUGUCAGGUACAGCAGCAAGACACCUGUGGCUGUACACAAAACAGACGUGUCAUCUGAGCCCUCAGACCACCAAACCAAACCCAGUAAGACAAAGGUUGAAAGCCCUGACCAUCACUGUCCAAUACAUAACAAGCCUCAUCCUCUUAAAAAGUGGUGUGGGUUUAGAUACAAAACUCUAGAUGAGCGCAAAUCAUAUCUCAAAGAGAAUGGCAUUUGCUUCCCAUGUUGUGGGUCAACUCAGCACAGAGCUAAAGACUGUAAGGUGUCAAUCAAGUGCUCUGAGUGUGACAGCGACAGACAUCUUGCUGCUCUGCAUCCAGGUCCAGCCCCUUCAACUACAGACACCGCUACAGCAGAGAAAGGGCAUGGCGGGGAGCAAGGUGAAGAUGCUCUUCUAUCAGUCACCUCAAGUGUACCGAGAUCUGUGGUGAGGCAGCCAAUCCAAGAUCAUGUUCAAACAUAUGCCUAGUCAAAUCUUAUCCAGCUGGGAAAAGAGAGAAAGCUGUCAAAAUGUAUGUAGUGCUUGAUGAACAUAGCAAACACAUCUCUGGGCCCAAAACAGAGUUUUUCAAUCUCUUCAAACAUCAAUGACAACUCUGCUCCAUACACCAUGAAUACCUGUUCUGGGGUAACAGAGACUUCAGGCAGGAGAGCCGUCAACUUCAUGGUGGAGUCUAUAGAAAGACACAAGAAGCUCACUCUCCCACUCUGAUAGAGUGUGACAUGAUGCCAAAACGAUAGAAUGGAGAUUCCCACCCCAGACAUUGCGCAUCAUCAUCCCCAUCUGCAACCAGUGGUGGACAAAAUUCCAGCUGUGGACCCAGACGCUCCCAUCCUCCUGCUCUUAGGAUGAGACAUCUUAAGGGUACACAAGGUACGAGAGCAAAUCAAUGGGCCCACGACACUCCUUAUGCACAGCGACUCGACCUUGGGUGGGUCAUCGUGGGUGAGGUUUAUCUGGGAACGGCUCGCCGACCAGCCAGUGUUAACGUGUUUAGGACAAACAUACUUCACAAUGGUCACACGUCCUAUCUGAGCCCUUGCCCUGACAUCAUCCAGGUGAAAGAGAACUACAGCAGCGUAGCUCAGCAACACAUCUCUCUCUCUACAGGCCACUCGUGAGAUCCAAGCACAACUGUGAACACAGACAGCCUGGGAUGUUCUGUGUUCGACAAAAACACAAGACGAUGAUAAACCAGCACCAUCUGUGGAAGACAAAGCCGCCUUGGACAUUAUGGACAAACAGGUUUUCCAGGAUGAUGGAAACAACUGGUGGCUCCACUACCCUUUCGCCCCACUAGACGUCGUCUUCCUAAUAACAGGGAGCAGGCCAUGAAGCGUCUCACAUCACUUCGUAGGACUUUAGACUAAAAGCCUGACAUGAAACUUCAUUUUAUUGACUUUCAUGCAAAAGAUGCUGUGAGCAGGAAUCACCACGAUUUACAGUCGAACUAGAGAUUCCCAAUCAGUGAAACAGGAGCCGGCACCAAAAACAAGGUAGGCACAGUUCCUACACCCGUUACCACUCAUUCUGACAUCUUGGGGAGAUGAGAGUCGUAGGCUGAACCAAUUAUAGGAUACGGACAUAGAAAGCCUGAGCUUCUUCAGUAGUCCCAUUGUAUUACGGGCCGGUCGUAGCUUUAUGGUACAUGGUAAGUCCCGGAAGGUAAGCCCGAGCAGGUUGGUACCUGUAGAGGGUAAGUCCUAGAGGGUUAAUCCCGGGUGGGAUUUGUUCCCUGCUAAACCUGUAACGAGAGGGUGAAAGUCUCAGCCGCAGUGUCCGUGAGGCAGUAUAAUGUGUGUGGGUGGAUAAAAGUGUUAUGCUAAUGUUAGGAUAAAAGGUUGCCUAUAAGUUCUGGAGAAGAGCCUCAUCCGUGGUUAGAAAAGGAUAUUCAAAUGUUGUUUGAACAUGAUUUGAGUGUAUUAGCAGUAGCAAUAAGGAGAGAGGUUGGUUAAUGGCCUAUUGGGGCAGGGAACAGUGACAGAGUUUGAGGAAACAGGAAGACAACUGUGAGUCAUUUUGGUAAUGUGUGUUAUCAACAACAGUGAUAUUUGAGGCGUAACACUGGAAUAAGACAUAAGAUCACCCGUAUUCUCCAGUAAUACAUUUGCAGACGCUAUAGUAUUGGUUCUAAUACAAGGUAUUAAGUGCGUGUGUCACGCCUGACUUAUGGAACUCUUGUAUGUUGAGUCAGGGGUGGAGAUCUAUGUUAUUAUUUCUAGUUUACAUUCUAGGUAUUGUGUUUCUAUGUUUGGCCGGGUGUGAUUCCCAAUCAGAGGCAGCUGUCGCUCGUUGUCUCUGAUUGGGGGUCAUACUUAAGUUGGCCUGUUUGCAAUCAUUAGUUGUGGGAUCUUGUUCCCUGUAUAGGCUUGUAUUGUGUUUAGCCUGAGGACUUCACGUUACGUUGUUUUGUUGUUUUGUUCGUGUGUUUAUUUUUAAUAAAUAAGCAUGUAUGGGAUUUCACGCUGCGCCUUGGUCUGACCCGUCCUUCAACGAACAAGACAGAAGAUCCCACCACCAAAAAUGGACCAAGCUGCGUGCCCAGGAGGAGCAAACACAUUGGACACAGGUGGUGAAGAUGUGGUCUUGGGAGGAUAUUUGCGGGGAAAGGACCAUGGGCGAAGGUAGAAGCCACAGGCAGGAGAGGAGAAACGGCGACCCAAAAGAACUCGGUCAGGAAGAAAACCCGAGAAGCAGCCCAAGAAAAAUGUUUGGGGGGGGGCACACGGGGUGGUUGGCGGAGCCUGGGUUCAGAGCAGAGCCAACUCCCCGUACUCACACUAGAAGCGUGUGACCGUGCAGGCUCCGUGUUAUGCGGAGCUACGCACUGUGUCGCCAGUGCGCCGGCACAGUCCAGUGCGUCCUGUGCUAGCGCCACGCACGUGCCGUGCGAAAAUGGGCAUCCAGCCAGGACGGGGUGUGCCGGCUCAACGAUCCUGGUCUCCAGUACGCCCCUUGGUCCAGCAUAUCCUGCGGCGGUUCUACGUACUGAAUCGCCAGCACGCGUGGGACAGUCCAGUGCGUCCUGUGCUAACGCCACACACGUACUGUGCGGAAGUGGGCAUCCAGCCAGGACGGGUUGUGCCAACUCUCCGCUCCAGACCUCCAGUCCGCCUCCACAGUCUGGUACGCCCAGUACCUGCUCCCCGCACCAAACCAGUGGUGCGCGUAUCCUGUCCGGUACGGCCCGUGCCAGCUCCUCACACCAAACCAGUGGUGCCUGUCGCCAGCCCGGUACGUCCCGUACCUGCUCCCGCACCAAGCCAGUGGUGCCUGUCGCCAGCCCGGUACGUCCCGUACCUGCUCCCCGCACCAAGCCAGUGGUGCGUGUUCCCAGUCCAGUACGGCCCGUCCCUGCUCCUCGCACCAAGCCAGUGGUGCGCGUCACCAGUCCGGCCCGGGCCGGGCUGGCGACGCGCACCACUGGCUUGGUGCGAGGAGCAGGAACAGGCCGGGCGGACUGUGGAGGCGACUGGAGGUCUAGAGCGGGAGCUGGCACAACCCGUCCUGGCUGGCUGCCCACUUUCGCACUACACGUGCGGGGUGCUGGACCAGGACGCACUGGGCUGUGCACUCGCACUGGCGAUACAGAUCGUAGAACUGGCGCAGGAUAUGCGGUACCGAGGAGGCGUACUGGAGACCAGGAGCUUUGAGCCGGCACACCCCGUCCUGGCUGGAUGCCCAUCUUCGCACGUCACGUGCGUGGUGCAAGCACAGGACGUAGAGGACUGUGCCGGAGCACUGGCGACACAGUACGUAGCUCCGCUAACACAGAGCUUGCCCAGUCAUACGCCUCUUCGGUGAGUACGGGGAGUUGGCUCUGCUCUAACCCUAGGCUCCGCCAACCACCCAGUGUGCCCCCCCAAUUUUUUUUAUUGGGGCUGCUUCUCGGGCUUCCUCCUCGACCGGCCUCCUCCGUGUUGCCGUUGCUCCUCUCCUGCCUGGGCAUCUAACUUAGCCCAUGGUCCUUUCCCCGCAAAUAUCUCCUCCCAUGACCACAAAUUGGCCACCUGUGACAUGGCCAUCUGCUCCGCCUGGGCACGCUGCUUGGUCCGUGUUUGGUGGGAUCUUCUGUCAUGUUCGUUGAAUGACGGGACAGACCAAGGCGCAGCGUGAUAUACGUACAUGUUUAUUAACGUAAUAAACACUUGACAAAACAAUAACCGAAACGAAAAAGUGAAGUCCAAGGUAGUACACACAACAUACCUUACAAGGAACAAGAUCCCACAACCCACUAGUGCCAAUAGGCUGCCUAAGUAUGAUCCCAAAUCAGAGACAACAGGGUACAUCUGCCCCUGAUUGGGAACCACACCGGCCAACAUAGAUCUAACAUAAUAGAUCGAAACAUAGAAACACACAACAAAGAAAAUACACACCCUGACUCAACAUUUAAGCGUCCCGAGUCAGGGCGUGACAAAUGCAUUCUUAGUCUAAUCACUAUAAUUAGCAGUGUAUAAUACCCCUCAAUUCAACAUACUACCUCAACUAACACUCCCUUCCUCUACCGGCACUCAAUCUUCUGGCGUCCUCCUUAUGUUCUUCAGAUAGCUUCAUAGUUAUAUUGGAUUGCCAUGGCAAUGUCCCAAUUCCAAUGUCCACCUGACCGCCCACUCCACUUCAUUUGUUUUGUCCCUUUUGUUAAUCAGUAUACCCAAAUUGAGAAAAGUUUAUUGAAAAUACUCUUCCCCUCACUCCAAUGGAAUUUUCACAUUCUCGAGAGAAAAACCUAAAAGAAAAAAGGGAUUUGAUUUUGUAGUGCUUGUUGGUUCCUGACUUCUAAACUUGAAAUAUGAAUUUACUUAUUCAUGUCACUGAAGAGAGUUAGGUGAAUGUAUAACUUUACAUCUUGCAGGAUGUUAUUGUUAGCCAUCAGGGAUCCUACGGGAGGUGAAAGACACAUUCUGGUACAAGUCAACAUGACAGCCGUGACGUUGGGGAGGAGUGAGCAAUUUGGGCAGAAGUAACAGAAUAUUUUUAUUAUAGUGGUUAAGAUUGACUUUCAUGUGUUUCCAUUGGUGUUUAUUCGUCCCCUAGUGGAGCUUCUGGUACUAGAAGAAUUACAAAAACCGAAGUAGGGUAUUCAUUCUUCAUGCAGAAGCAGCUUGUAAUAACGGCUACCGUUCUUUCUGUGGCAAUAUUUCUUGUCACGGCUUCAGCCUCUGAAAAUAUUUAUUUGUAAGUUCAUUUCAAGUAUAUUGCCUGAGUGGAUGAUAAGAUUGUUAUUGAGAAUUCUUACUUUUAUCAUGUUAGUUUGGGUUACAUUUUUUAACGCACGCAAACUUGCUUGACUCUUUCAAUGGAUGGCCAUCAGCUGAUUAGUUUUGGCUCGUGCGUCAUGUAAGUGAAUUGUAAAACAUACUAUACUAUAGUUUUUUACUGUUUCUGGGUAAUAAUUCUUUUUAUUGUAUUUAAAAAUAAAAGCAUCUAAAAACAGAGGGGUGUUUGCACAUUAUUAGAGUAAUGAAAGUAGUUGGCUAGUUGCUACUCAUGAUGGUAAUUAUCUAUCUGGUUUGUCGUCAUGUCAUAUACAUGUCCGUUUUGGCACUGCUUUGUAUUUAUGCCCACUUCAACUAAAUGUAUAUGUAACACUACAACACUAUUCUUAAUUGGAUACUAAAGUAUAGUACCUUUCUGUAUUUUGCAGUUACACAAAUAAACGUUUUCAAAGAAAGUCACGCCUUGGAAAUUUUUAUUAUUGAAGACUCAUUUUGUUAGCGACUGCUUUUUGCAUGGGAACGCAAUUCCAGUGGCAGAAUAGGAAAAAACAUCAUCACGGCGGCUCAAGCACACAAGAAUUAUCGCACGGGUGGUUUAUGACUCUAUCGUUCAUUAGCAACAAAGCCUCUGAUUCCUAGGGAUGACCAGCAGUCAACGAUGCCAGCAACCAGAAGGCAAAUUUUCGACGACAGAAAGAGGAAGAGUAUGAGGAGCGAGUAAGAGAUGAGAGCCUCCUCAGCACAUUGAGACCAUCUCCGUCUACCAAUCAAGGUCAUCAAAACAGUCAAGCGAUCCUCAACGGCGAGUCUGCAGCCAUCAAUAGUUCACGUGCCAAGAGGACUCCAACUCAGCGCGUGCUCAAGUCUCCUAUGAUGCUGAAAAGAAUCUUCUGUGAUGAACACAAGGCAUAA